Messenger RNA from Symbiodinium sp. CCMP2592, 3213 nucleotides. The record is from the annotation of a GenBank genome assembly. Lineage: Eukaryota; Dinophyceae; Suessiales; Symbiodiniaceae.
AUGGACACCCAGUCCACAAUGCCGUGGGUGGGAAUCGGAAGCCAAAGCUCCCCAGAACCGAAGGAGAGGCAGGUGCUGCUACUUGCGGACCUACUUCAACUUAACAAGGAUGAGCUCGGGCAAGCAUUGUUUUUCCCCACGGACGAAUGGCAUCUGGGACCAGGGGCAGCUAGCUUCCGGGAGUACAUUCUCAACGACCUGGUGGAUGACUUUGCUGAGCCGAUGGUGGACACAGCAGAUGGGCGCAAUGUGGAGGCCUUGAUGCAGGUGUACAACAUAACUGUUGAACUGGUCAGGGAAGCCAAGAAAGCAGCUGCUGUGCAGGAUGAGUUCCUGUCGAAAGGGUAUGCUUCAGUCAAAAGCACAGCCGAGAAAUCGGUGCAGAAGGUGCUCCAAGCUGCAGCAGCAGAGGCUGACAAAGAAAAGGCGCAGCGCAAGCAAGUAAUGGCUGAGCGAUGGCUUUCAAGGGAGAUGGAGGCAUUGAACCUGAGGCGUGAUACUGUGACCGUUCAGGCUGCAAAAGCUGCUUCGUAUGCAGCUGCCAAAGUUCAUGCCCUGAUCGGGCACUUGAGGACGACAGGUAUGCUGUCCCAGGUUUUCUUUGAGUCUAUGGAGUCCUGGCAGGAGAUGGAUUCGACGGUUUCCUUGGCUCAGCAUGUCAAGCAUGCAGAGCUGCCUGUUUCUGGAGAGAAUAUCCCGGAGACGAUUCCCGAGGUGGAAGAGACAUUACAAGAGCAACCGUUUCCGGAGGGCAACGAUGGACAGCGAGCCGAUGAUGUUAUGAGUCCACCCCAGCAGAGCAAUGGGCAACCAGCUGAGGCAGUGGCACAGGUCAAUGGGCAACCAGCUGACUCAGUGCAGAAUCCACCACAGCAGGGCAAUGGAUCACAGCAGCCACCACAGCAGGGCAAUGGACAACCAGCCGAGGCAUUGCAGAAUCCACCGCAGCAGGGCAAGAAUCCACCACAGCAGGGCAAUGGACAACCAGCCGAGGCAUUGCAGAAUCCACCACAGCAGGGCAAUGGGCAACCAGCUGACCCAGUGCAGAAUCCACCACAGCAGGGCAAUGGAUCACAGCAGCCACCACAGCAGGGCAAUGGACAACCAGCCGAGGCAUUGCAGAAUCCACCGCAGCAGGGCAAGGUGCAACCAGCUGAGGCAGUGCAGAAUCCACCACAGCAGGGCAAUGGACAACCAGCCGAGGCAUUGCAGAAUCCACCACAGCAGGGCAAUGGGCAACCAGCUGACUCAGUGCAGAAUCCACCACAGCAGGGCAAUGGAUCACAGCAGCCACCACAGCAGGGCAAUGGACAACCAGCCGAGGCAUUGCAGAAUCCACCGCAGCAGGGCAAGGCAUUGCAGAAUCCACCACAGCAGGGCAAUGGGCAACCAGCUGACUCAGUGCAGAAUCCACCACAGCAGGGCACUGGAUCACAGCAGCCACCACAGCAGGGCAAUGGACAACCAGCCGAGGCAUUGCAGAAUCCACCACAGCAGGGCAACGGACAGCCAGCCGAGGCAUUGCAGAAUCCACCGCAGCAGGGCAAUGGAUCACAGCAGCCACCACAGCAGGGCAAUGGGCAACCAGCGGAGGCAUUGCAGAAUCCACCACAGCAGGGCAAUGGGCAACCAGCUGAGUCAGUGCAGAAUCCACCACAGCAGGGCAAUGGAUCACAGCAGCCACCACAGCAGGGCAAUGGGCAACCAGCGGAGGCAGUGCAGAAUCCACCACAGCAGGGCAAUGUGCAACCAAAGGCAGUGCAGAAUCCACCACAGCAGGGCAAUGGAUCACAGCAGCCACCACAGCAGGGCAAGGGCAAUGGGCAACCAGCUGAGAAUCCACCACAGCAGGGCAAUCAGCAGCAAGCCGAUGCAGUACAGAGUCAGAGCAACAGUGCAGGUGCUGUCCAGGUGCAGUGCUCAGUCGUUUGGAUUGUGGUUAAUGUGGUGCCUACCCAAGCUAUCGACUGUGAUGAGAUCGAUGAUGAUGAACUGGUGAGCCAACUGGCAAUGCUGGCCAUGAAGCAGGAGCCCGAGGAUCAAUCGUUCACCAAGGUGGAGGCCAAGAGUCCUGACAGGAACGGGGGCUCAAGUAUCGGGGCGGCUGGGGCAGUUGACCUUUGUUCAGAUGACCCCUACUUGGAUGCAGUCGACCUUGGUUCGGGUGACCCCUCUUUGGAUGCCGGAGUGCAAGCAAAAGCUGCUGUGGAUAGUGCAUUGCGGAGACUGGCAACGGGUGACAUCGAGGUCCAAAAGCAGAUUGAGAAGCAGCCAGCGCCAGCCGUGAAUCAGCAGCAGAUCGCAGCAUCUGAGCUUGAUGGAGAGGAGCUGGAUGAACAGGAUGAUGAGGAGGUUUGGACCAGCAGCAGCCUGGUCCAAAACUCGUCAUCAACUGAAAGAUCCAAGCUAGCAGGAGGCCGCAGCUACAAGAUGUUCAAAGACAUUGUGAAGGAACACGGACAAACCGACGCCGAGGGUCUACGCGAGGACAAGAAGGAGAAACAAUCUACACUGGGUGACUUCCAACCGGGGGUGCCAUUCUGGUAUCCGCAUCCGGCUCACGAAUUGUUCCUCUGUUUCGAUGGCGCUACUCUUUCGACAUUGAACGAGAAUUCCGUGCACACUGAGGAGAGUGUGGCUGUGAAUCUGGACAGUGGAUUGACCCGUGAUCUGAGGUCCGGUCUGCAGCCGACUGUCUCGGAUCCCACCGGAUGUGGAAGGUCCUUGCAGCCAGCACUCAGCUCCGAUAGCCUUGGUGGAACACCCGGUGGCAAAGGCAAAGGAAAGACCAAGACGAACCCCAAGGGCAAUACCGAACCCAACAAAGCGAAGAAGGCCCCCAACUACGCUGGCAAAGCCAACGGGAAGGUGAAGCUGGGCCGAACUACCUUGACCGAUGCCAAGUAUUGGAUAAGGACGAUCCACGAUGACCAGAAGAUCCCGGACCCCAGCAAGCGCAAAGUGUCCGGUGAUUUGGCCAAAGGCUACAUUUCCCAGAUCCACCUGUACCAGAGCCCGAUGGAAAAAGCAACGGAAGCCUUGGAUUGGAAACUGGUUGAAGGUGUAAAGGACGAGGCCACGUUAGCCCCGCUCGUGACUACCCUCGACACUGCUGUGGAAAACUAUGGCAAUGCUAUCCGCCCAAUCAAGGCACUCUUCGUUGCCCAGCUGCAUAAUUGCCUUCGGCCGUGGUUUUCGUUUGAUUCCCACUAG